GGGUUUGGGUUCGCUUUGUUUGUUUUUGUCAGAUGUGAAUCCAAAUGGAGCAAUCGGAAGGAGGCGAGCAGAGCCAGCAGCAGCCGCAGCCCUGGGGGAAGCUGAUCCGGCUGGGUGCAGAUGAGGCAGAGCCGCACGUCCUGCUGCUGAAAAGAGAAUGGACCAUCGGGCGGAGGAAAGGCUGUGACUUAUCUUUCCCUGGCAACAAGUUGGUGUCUGGAGAUCACUGUAAAAUCAUAGUGGAUGAAGAGUCUGGUCAAGUGUCAUUGGAAGAUACAAGUACUAAUGGAACAGUAAUUAAUAAACUGAAAGUGGUUAAGAAGCAGACAUACCCAUUACAGACUGGGGAUGUGAUCUAUGUUGUUUACAGAAAAAAUGAGCCAGAGAACAAUGUUGCUUAUCUUUAUGAAUCCUUAAACACAAAACAUGAUGCAACUCAAGAACCAGUAGAAGUUAAUGUAGAAAACCAAUGCCAUGUGACCAAAGAUACCUCAAGUACAGGAAGAAGUAAUGAUGAGACCCAAAUUACCUCAUCACUGUCAGCUACUCAGUCUUGCUAUGAGGAACCACAGCCAUCUACUUCUACAUCAAACCUCUUUAAUGCUUCUCCUACCUCUCCAGUCGAGUCUGCAUCUGUUCAGCAGGAUAGUCCAUCUACAUCUGGAUCACAGUCCUCAGUUGUCACUCCUGUGCCUGCUUUCCCCAUCUCAGAAUCCAUGUGUGUAAGAGCACUGCACGACAAGCAUGAAAAGCUGGAUGUGAAUGCUGAAGCUUCUGCAAUUGCUCCAGAAAUCACUGACAAAGAAAAUGCAGAUUCAGCUUCUCAAAGAGCAGGGGAGGAGGAAGGUUUGGAACCUGCUAAGAAGAAACUAAAAGGAGAUGAAGAUACUUGUCCAAAUCUUUCACCAGCAGCUCCAAGUGAAUGUAUAAUUAAAAUUGGCUCUGAAGAUGCAAAAACAUCAAAUGUGAAACCAGAUAAGAUGGAAGAGACGUUAACGUGCAUUAUCUGCCAAGAACUGCUGCAUGACUGUGUAAGCUUGCAGCCUUGUAUGCAUACUUUUUGUGCUGCCUGCUACUCAGGAUGGAUGGAAAGAUCUUCUUUGUGUCCAACUUGUCGUUGUCCAGUAGAACGUAUUUGUAAAAAUCACAUAUUGAACAACUUGGUUGAAGCUUAUCUGAUUCAGCAUCCAGAUAAAUGUCGCAAUGAAGAGGAUGUUCGGAGCAUGGAUGCCAGAAACAAAAUUACUCAAGACAUGUUGCAGCCCAAGGUGCGGAGAUCGUUCUCAGAUGAGGAGGGAAGCUCUGAAGAUUUACUGGAAUUGUCUGAUGUAGAUAGUGAAUCCUCAGACAUCAGUCAGCCAUAUAUAGUAUGCAGACAGUGCCCAGGGUACCGAAGACACUCUGUUCCAACUGUGCCUGGCACAGGCCAGGAGACAGAGGCAGGAGGAAUGCAGGCUCUGGGAGAUGCUCCAUCAACCUCUGCCAACUUCCCUGCAGCUGUUCAGGAAUACGUGUGUCCUGCUCAAGGAAGUCAUGUAAUAUGCACCUGCUGCUUUCAGCCAAUGCCUGACCGUAGAGCAGAGCGUGAACAGAAUCCUCAUGUUGCUCCUCAGCAAUGCACAGUUUGUCUGCAGCCCUUCUGUCACUUGUACUGGGGCUGCACUCGCAUGGCGUGUUUUGGCUGCUUGGCACCAUUCUGUGAAAUAAAUCUUGGUGAUAAGUGUUUAGAUGGCGUCCUGAAUAACAACCACUAUGAAUCAGAUAUCCUAAAGGAUUACCUGGCAUCCAGGGGUCUGACAUGGAAAAAUAUGUUAAAUGAAAGUCUCUUAGCUCUUCAAAGAGGAGUUUUUAUGUUGUCAGAUUACAGAAUCACUGGGAACACAGUGCUUUGCUACUGUUGUGGCCUUCGCAGCUUUCGAGAACUUGCCUACCAGUACAGGCAGAAUAUUCCUGUGGCUGAAUUGCCAGUGACUGUCACGUCCCGUCCUGAUUGCUACUGGGGACGCAACUGUCGAACUCAGGUCAAAGCACACCACGCCAUGAAAUUCAAUCAUAUUUGUGAGCAAACAAGAUUCAAGAACUGAAAACUUGUAGUCUGUAGAGAGGGGACAAAAGCCUGUUACACUGCUUGUACAGUUUAAGGUUUCAGGGGAUCUGCUCCGUUCCCCCAUAGCAGGGAAUCAUUAACUUUUCCAUCAGGUAACCUGAUGUGAAAUUUUUAAUUUGUAGAAUUUUACAGCUGUACAUGAAUAAGGUAAAUUUCUUUUCCAAGGUAGUCCAGCAAGCAUUGCAUUCCAUGCUCAUGACUACAGUGAAGAACACAAACAAAUCACAUUCACAAAAACCAGCCAUAUCUUGGGAUGACCUAAGAAUAAGGAGUGUAUUUGCACUACUUGUGAAGAAACUAAGAAAAAUCGAUAGACUUAAAAUAGAGAAGUUUUGUAAAAGUAUCUGAUGGGUAUUUCAAGAGCCAUUAAUAUUUAAGGAGGAUAUUGUCAGUGUAUAUUUGUAACUGCAUUUUGCGGUAGUCCAAUAUUUUGUUGCUACCCAUUGCCUUUGGGCUAGAAACUACAUUAAUAUUCCUUUUUAAAAAAUCCAUCCAAUAAACAGCUGUUUCAACUUAAAGCUUCUACCAUAUGUGCAGUGUUACAGUGGAGUAGUACAGUUUCCUUUCUUAGUUUAGACAUGUUGAUGUUUUUAUUCACAUGAAAUUACAAAAAGAAUUGCACAAAAAUUUGAAGAUCACAUUUAAAGGUGGGGUGACACUUGAAGCAGAACAGACAUCUGCUAAUAUUACUUCUGUAGUGUUUUAUAUCAGAAGACCAAACAGUGCUUUUGACAUAGAGCAGCCAGUAGGGCACACUGGUUCAUUUUUUUUGUAUUUCUUUUUUGGUUUGAUACCAUGUGCUAAAUAUGUACCUCUGCAAUGCAGCUGUUCUCUAGCAUGCAUACACUGGUGAAAAUGUAGAAAAAACUAACUUAAAACAGAAUAUAGCAGCUUUACUGGAAGGAACAAUCUUACUGAAAAUGAGUGAAUUUGGACAAAUUGUAGCAAUAUGGAGGCAUUUCUGGAUAGGGAUAGAGAUAGGGAUCAUGAAGGGGCACACUGGUGUCACUGACAUAAGAAAUGUAGAUUUUAUUUUCAUGACUUCUGCAGAGCUCAUUCAGGAGAUGUCCCAAGUGUCAUUAAAAACAAAGAAAUCCCAACUUUCCCCCUUCCCUACAAAUUGAUAUGAUCAUAAUCUGGUUGCUAAUGUUGACAGACCUCAACUGGGACCAAUUUUGUUCUCAUCACACCUACAAGAGUGGAGCAGAAUGAGAAGAAAUCAUUCAAAGUUACCUCUGUAGAGACCAUGUUGUUUUAAGUAUGCCUUAUUUUCUGAGCAGAAUUUAUACUUGGAUGUUAAAAAGUGUACACACAGUAUCUUGUGAUAUAAUGGAGCACAAAUGAUGCAGCACAUCGUGUCUACUGGUUGCAGUGAAUUGAGCAACUAUUUCCAGUAAUGCACAUCUUACUAAGAAUGCUAAUUAGAAUGAUGUCUUUCUGUUUAGAUUUUUUUAUUUUUGAAAAUAGCUGUCGCAAGGAUGGGUCUGUUGACCAUGCCCUUAUGCUAUUAAAAAUACACUUUGGUGUGGACUUCUCUUCCUAAUCUCUGGGCAUUUUCUCCUGUGAGUAGGAUUGAAAUUGGAUCUGGAAUAUUACUUGAAACUUCUUUUAACAACAACGGUGUGUUUCUGUCUUUUAGUAUUAACAAUGUUCUGUUGCUUCUGUAUUUGUAUUUUAUGUUUAGAUUUUUUAAUGGUUAUUGUAUCUUCUCAGGACAACCAUUCCCAGCUGGUUUUGAUCUCAUUUCAUCUCUGGCUGUGCAUGUAGCAAAUUGAGUGCAGUUGUGGAGAUCAAGCCUUUGCACAUUAUAUGCAGAAAUGUGCUUUACAUUCUCAUUCACCACUCCCACACCCCAGAUGGGCUUUCAGCACAGCCUUGUCACUGUGCUGGUGUUCAAGCCUCUUGUGCUGAAGUUGUUUUGUUGGUCAGGAGUAACUUGCACUUACUCGAGUUAUGUUUGUGUAGGGGUGUAUUGUGUGACCAUAAGAAAAAAAAAAAUUGGGGAAAAAACCCAAACAGCAGAACUCAUGUGCGUAACAUCUAAAGUACCUGUGCAGUAGAUGUUCUUCAAGUUGUUUUUCUAAACCCCUCUUCCUUUUCCCUGUCACAGGUAAUUAAUCUGCCUUUCUAUGCAUAUAGGGUUGUAGUAGUGCAAUGGAAUGAAGGGAUUUUUUUGGUCAUUUAUAUUGUACCAGGAAGAGAUCAGAAAUUGGCUUGCAGAUGGGGAGGGUGAAUAAAUCCUGAUCUUUAUAUGCUCUUAAGUAAGUAAGAGUAUCUGUCAUGGGUAUUACAUACUCUACCUUAGACCUUUUUAAAUGUAUGGUUACCAGGUGAUAGUUAAUGUGAUAAAUGUAUGAACUAUGCUUGGUGUAAUUGUUUAAAUACUUUAAAGGUGCAGCAUAUUUUUAACCUGUCUAAAGCACAUCCCCACCUCCUUUAUAAGAGAUGUUUGGAAGCUGAGCAUGAAAUGUGGUAGAAUAGAUGUGGAAACCAAGGUGAUUAUGAUAGGAUUUGACAUAGUGGUGAACAAGGUAUAUAGUCUCUCUGUUUGAGAAAAGUUCUUUUAUAAAGAAGGUGGAGACUAGUUCUUCCAGUUCUCUUUUGUGGUUUAUUUUUUUUUCCUGAACUAAGAAGUUACUAAUUAAAAAAGAAAAAAAAAAGCUA
This is a messenger RNA of Zonotrichia albicollis (white-throated sparrow), 4771 nucleotides long. Lineage: Eukaryota; Metazoa; Chordata; Aves; Passeriformes; Passerellidae. The record is from RefSeq and is a predicted model, not a curated record.